AUGCUUUUGGCAAGGAUAGAUAAUUUCUUGCGGCUGGAGGACUCCAACUCCAUGAAGAAUAGGGACAUUGUUCCAAUUCCCUUGGCCCGGCGCCGUUGGAACAUGAUGAGUUACCUUUCAUACUGGAGCAUCAUCUGCCUGUGCAUGAGCACCUGGACGGGGGCAGCAGCGUUGUAUGAUCUGGGGCUCAACGGCCCGCAGAGUCUGGGAGUGGUGAUUGUGGGGAAUGCCAUCAUUACGGCGAUAUCCAUCUGCAAUAGUCUAUACGGGUCGGAGUACCACAUCGGGUACUCGGUGUUUCAGCGGAUACUGUGGGGGACCAACGGCGCGUGGUUUGGCGUGCUGCUUCGUAGUCUGCUGUCCGUGGUGUGGUUUGCAGCGCAGGCAUGGAUGGGGGCUCUUUGUGUCAACGUGGUCCUAAGUACGUUCAGCAGCAGCUACCUGAACAUGAAAAACACCUUUCCGGACAGUGUGGGCUUCAGGCCCGAUGAGCUGAUCGGGUUUGUGAUCUUCCUUCUGCUGGAACUGCCGUUGCUUUUCAUCAAGCCCGAGUACUUUGAUCUGAUGCUGAUAGUGUCCUCUGUUGUUACACUCGUGGCCUCGUUCGCGCUAACGCUGUGGGUGUGCAUCAUGGUUGGGAACCAGGGCACUCUGAUGCGUGCGCCAAUCACGUUGUCCCGCAGUGAACAUGCCUGGGCAUGGAUCUUCGGCAUCAACACCUGGUACUCGGGCCUGGUCGCCGGCUUAGCCAACCAGUCUGACUAUUCUCGUUUCAACCGGCGGCCGAGCCACUCACACUGGGGGACUAUUCUGGGCAUCAACAUUGCAGGUAUCUUUGUCCCCUUGCUAGCGCUUUUCUGCACUAGUUCUUUUGCCUGGAAGUACGAGCAGACCGUUGUGACACCGGCAGACAUCUGUUUGCUGAUUAUGAAGGAAGACUACACACCUGGUGUGCGGGCUGCAUGCUUCUUCUUGGGCCUGUGCUUUGUCGUGUCCCAGCUUUCUGUCACAACGGUUGCAAACGCCAUCCCCGGCGGUAUGGACCUUUCCACUAUAUUUCCGAAGUAUAUUAACACGAGGAGAGGCGCCCUUAUUGUGUUCCUACUUGCUUGGCCUUCCCAGCCAUGGACCUACUAUUCUUCGGGCAAGGCAUUUUUGGAUGUGAUGAGCUCUUUCUCUGUCUUCAUCACACCGAUCAUAGCUAUGUCUGUGUGUGAAUAUUACGUUGUCCGCAACCGCGAGAUCAAGCUGUCAGAUUGUUACAUUCGCGGGCCGCAGAGUCUGUAUUGGUACUGUCGAGGAAUUAACUUUAAGUCUAUAUUCUGCUUCAUUGCUGGAUCUGCUCUAGGUGUUCCUGGAUUAAUUAAGACGGCGAACCCAAAGGCCAAAAUGAGCAAGGGAAUUUACGAUUUCUACAAGGGAGGCUUCAUUUUCCAGUUUCUGAUUACAUUUGCCAUGUACUGGAUUGCAAAUCUCAUAUUCCCUAGUCCUGUGGAUGGACGAGAUGAAGCAGACUAUUUCAAUACUUUCACAGAGGAGGAAAGAAAACGCUGGAAUAUUGCGGGUGCCGAUGAGAAAGAAGAAGCCGAAUUAGACGCUUCAUCAUAUUAG
Molecule: messenger RNA, 1611 nt
Organism: Eremothecium gossypii ATCC 10895
Lineage: Eukaryota; Fungi; Ascomycota; Saccharomycetes; Saccharomycetales; Saccharomycetaceae
Product: nucleobase cation symporter-1 family protein
Exons: 1
Coding region: 1-1611 (536 amino acids)
Biological process (GO): transmembrane transport; nucleobase transport
Cellular component (GO): plasma membrane
Molecular function (GO): nucleobase transmembrane transporter activity
Source: RefSeq, marked provisional